CACACUGGACAGGCAGGAGCAGACGCUUGGGGGCAGCCUGUUCUCCCGCCUUCAUUUCCCAUCGUGCUGAGGCGGGUGGCAUGGCGGAGAAGGAUGACACCGGAGUUUGACGAAGAGGUGGUUUUUGAGAAUUCUCCACUUUACCAGUACUUACAGGAUCUGGGACACACAGACUUUGAAAUAUGUUCUUCUCUGUCACCAAAACCAGAAAAAUGCACAGGGACAGAGGGACAGCAAAAGUCGCCCACAAGAGCCCUGCCGAAACAAGGCAUCCUGUUAAAAGUGGCUGAAACCAUCAAAAGUUGGAUUUUUUCUCAGUGCAAUAAGAAUGAUGACUUACUUCACAAGUUGGAUAUUGGAUUCCGACUCGACUCACUACAUACCAUCCUGCAACAGGAAGUCCUGUUACAAGAGGAUGUGGAGUUGAUUGAGCUACUGGAUCCCAGUAUCCUGUCUGCAGGGCAACCACAACAACAGGAAAAUGGACACCUUCCAACACUUUGCUCCCUGGCAACCCCUAAUAUUUGGGACAUCUCAAUGCUAUUUGCCUUCAUUAGUUUGCUCAUUAUUCUUCCCACUUGGUGGAUUGUAUCUUCCUGGCCUGUAUGGGGAGUGAUUCUAUUUGUUUAUCUGAUGAUAAAAGUUUUGAGAUUAUGGAGGACAGCCAAACUACAAGUAACCCUAAAAAAAUACAGUGUCCUUUUGGAAGAUACUGCAACAAAUAGCCGAGCUUUUACUAACCUUGUGAGAAAAGCUUUACGUCUCAUUCAAGAAACUGAAGUCAUUUCUAGAGGAUUUACACUGGUCAGUGCUGCUUGCCCAUUUAAUAAAGCUGGACAGCAUCCCAGUCAGCAUCUCAUCGGUCUGCGGAAAGCUGUCUACAGAACUGUAAGAGCCAACUUCCAAGCAGCAAGGCUAGCUACCCUAUAUAUGCUGAAAAACUACCCCCUGAACUCCGAGAGUGACAAUGUAACCAACUACAUCUGUGUGGUGCCUUUUAAGGAGCUGGGCCUUGGACUUAGUGAAGAGCAGAUUUCAGAAGAGGAAGCACAUAACCUUACAGAUGGCUUCAGCCUGCCUGCAUUGAAGAUUUUGUUCCAACUCUGGGUGGCACAGAGUUCAGAAUUCUUCAGACGGUUAGCCCUAUUACUUUCUACAGCUAAUUCACCUCCUGGGCCCUUACUUACUCCAGCACUUUUGCCUCAUCGUAUUCUAUCUGAUGUGACUCAAGGUCUACCUCAUGCUCAUUCUGCCUGCUUGGAAGAGCUUAAGCGCAGCUAUGAGUUCUAUCGGUACUUUGAAACUCAGCACCAGUCUGUACCCCAGCAUUUAUCGAAAACUCAACAGAAGUCAAGAGAACUGAGUAAUGUUCACACAGCAGUACGCAGCUUGCAGCUCCAUCUGAAAGCAUUACUGAAUGAGGUAAUAAUUCUUGAAGAUGAACUUGAAAAGCUUGUUUGUGCUAAAGAAACACAUGAACUAGUAUCAGAAGCUUAUCAAAUCCUAGAACAGAAAUUAAAGUUGAUUCAGCCCCAUGUUCAAGCGAGCAACAGUUGCUGGGAAGAAGCCAUUUCUCAAGUGGACAAACUGCUACGAAGAAAUACAGAUAAAAAAGGCAAGCCUGAAACAGCAUGUGAAAACCCAGAGUUAGAAGCUUAUGUAGAUGAUAUAGAUAUGGACAAUGAUUUCAGAAAGGAUGAUUUCUAUUACUUGUCUCAAGAAGACAGAGAGAGACAGAAGCGUGAGCAUGAAGAAUCCAAGAGGGUACUCCAAGAAUUAAAAUCUGUGCUGGGAUUUAAAGCAUCGGAGGCAGAAAGGCAGAAGUGGAAACAACUUCUGUUUAGUGAUCACGCUGUGUUGAAAUCCUUGUCUCCUGUAGACCCAGUGGAACCCAUAAGUAAUUCAGAACCAUCAGUGGAUUCAGAUGUGGGGAAAGUUGGUAAAUACGAUACUGAAGAGGAAAAUAGUAAACCUUCCACAACUGACAAUGAAAUAAGUAGUAGGACUGAGUAUUUAUGUGAAAACCCUCUAGAUGGUAAAAACAAAGACAGUUCUGCAAAUGAAGUCUUCCUCCAAAGAGCUGAAGAAAGAGUAUGUUACCAAUGCGACAGUGAAGAUGAAUCUCAGCAGGCAGAUUUAGGUGGCCCGGCCACUGCCCAUCCAACUCCCAGGGACUCGUCACAGCCCUCCAUCAAGCAGAGGCUGGCACAGCUACAGCUGUCACCAGAUUUUACCUUCACUGCUGGCCUCGCUGCAGAAGUGGCUGCUAGAUCUCUCUCCUUUACCACCAUGCAAGAGCAGACUUUUGGUGAUGAGGAGGAAGAACAAAUAAUACAAGAAAAUAAAAAUGAGAUAGAAGAAAAGUAAGAACCAAGAUUUACAUGAAGAAUUUGAAAUUGUUCCUUUUGUGAAAGUGUUUUAGCUUCAAGACUAGAUAUUCCACUGGAAAGGGAGAAUGAGUAUAAGUUUACUACAUAUAAAGCUAAGAUGUGAAUUUACAGGAAGAACCUUGGUUUGAACAACUGAUCUGAAAGUAGUUACCUGUAAACAGCAGAUCUUUUAGGAAAAUAAGAGAAAGGUAAGGGCUCUUUUGAAUAAACUGCUGUUUUAUUUGCAGCACAACUGAUCGAUCUUGGAAAUUCUUUAAGUACUUUUAGUAACAAAUGAAUUUAUCAUUUCUUGCCAGAAUUUGCUACCAUAAAAUGACUGGGAUAAUUCUGUUGCAAGAACAUUAAACAUUUAGUAUGACGCCUUUUUACUGUAUUCUCGCAGUUAAUAACUGCAGCUAUUAUGUUAAUAACAAGUUGUUUGUAUUUUAUUUUUGUUUAUACCAGUCUUAAAGAUACAGGUUCUGAAUAAAAAAUAAUUGAAUCCAUGCAAUUGAUGUGUAGUGGGGUUUGGAACUAAAAUGUAGUUUCUAAAGUACUUGGGUUAUGAUGUGUUUCUUAUGUUUCCUUGGUCAUAUGUGUAUUCACGAGUUAAUUCUAAGAUUUCCUAAUGAUCUUUUAAAGAAAAACAUUGUACCAUUUUAAGAAUUACCCUUUCAAUUUUUUGUGUGUUUAUCGUUUUCUGUUCUUAUUGCAACUAAAAGAGAUAAUGUCAGCGUGGGAUCCCUAUGGUCCAAGGCCUUAUCCCCAACUUUGCAGAAAGCUCUUUUUAUCAAUUUGCCUAGAGAUAAUGGGUGCCAUUAACACAAGCAGGUCACCAUGCUGCUGAUUUCUAGCCCGAGACCAUACCCUUUCCACCUUAAUAAGAUUCUGGAAACAUCCUGUCAGCUGCUGGAAAGCAUCCUUGUCUCCUUAAUACUUCAAUUACAUACUACCUCUUAAAAGAGGUUGCUUUCCAAAUUGUUCAAUCUCAUCUGUUUUGUGUUGUGAUUGCAUUUUCAAAAGUGAUAUUUUCAGGAGUAUAUAUUUUUUUGAAACUUAUAGCUCCUAUGCAUUGACAUAGUUUAUAGACAUUAUUUGGAGAAAAUAUAGGGAUAACUCAAUUUAUGCUGCUGGCCUACAAAGGAAAUUACAUGAUGAAUCUAGAUUGUCUUUAGAAUUAAGAAACACAUUCGAAUUCCUCUAACUUAGCACUUCCAGUGAGUAAAUUUUCGUAUACUGAAGGGGAUAUUUUUAUUUUUAAUAAUCUAAGCAUAUUUAUUUUUUAUCCUGAGGAAAAACUUUGUUCUGCUUUAUGUGUAGAGUAGAGAGCCUUUCUACUAUAAGUGAUUCUGCC
Ceratotherium simum simum (southern white rhinoceros) is the source of this 3723-nucleotide messenger RNA. The record is from RefSeq and is a predicted model, not a curated record. NCBI's taxonomy places the organism in Eukaryota, Metazoa, Chordata, Mammalia, Perissodactyla, Rhinocerotidae.